Molecule: messenger RNA, 1433 nt
Organism: Colletotrichum navitas
Lineage: Eukaryota; Fungi; Ascomycota; Sordariomycetes; Glomerellales; Glomerellaceae
Product: WD repeat domain-containing protein
Exons: 5
Coding region: 104-1198 (364 amino acids)
Biological process (GO): spliceosomal snRNP assembly
Cellular component (GO): SMN complex
Molecular function (GO): RNA binding; protein binding
Source: RefSeq, a predicted model, not a curated record
AUACCCCUCCACUGCGCACACAUUGCGCUUGCGAUCGUCGCGAAACCGAACCAAUCCUCUUAAACCUCUUCCUCAACGGCCCACACCGGCAACCGACGACAACAUGGCGUCCGCGUCUCCCGCUCCUUCGGCCGCUCCUCCUGCCGUCGAGACUUCGCGUCAAUACGUUCCCUUGACCUGCCACGGGCACUCUCGACCUGUCCCUCACAUCUGCUUCUCCGGCCUCGAGAAGGGAGAGCAAUACUAUAUGAUCUCGGCCUGCAAGGAUGGAAACCCUAUGCUACGCGACGGCAUCACCGGCGACUGGAUCGGAACCUUCAUCGGUCACAAGGGUGCUGUCUGGCAGGCCAGAUUGAGUCCCGAUGCCUCCAACGCUGCCACAGCCUCUGCCGACUUCACCGCCAAAGUCUGGGACACCCAUAGCGGAGAGGUCCUCUAUACCCUCCAGCACAACCACAUCGUCCGCGCCGUUGCCUACCCGCCCGAUAACUCUGAACUUAUUGCUACUGGAGGUAUGGAGAAGAAGCUGCGCGUCUUCGACCUUAGCGACUUCGCCCCCGAUCCGAACUCUCCCGCCGGAACUCCCAUCACCAUCCCUGCCUCGGCCGGAUUUGAGAUUGGCGAAGGCACUCACACCGGAUCCAUCAAGUUCAUCGCCUGGACUAAGGACCCUAACACGAUCGUCACUGCCUCCGAUAACACCCUGAGAUGGUUCGAUCUCCCCACCCGUAACCUCAUCCGCCAGGAGGUCCUCGACGGCGAGAUCAAGUCUUGCGAGCUCGUCUCCCUGGCGCCCGAGUUCACCUCGCCGGGCGACAUUGGCGGUGGCCUUCCCGUUCUCGCCGUGGCUGCGGGCAAGUGGGUGUACUUUUGGGGUGGUCCCCAGGCCUCGGAUGAGCUCAAGCGCAUCGAGCUAAAGCAUGGCGUUGCCAGUGUUGGCCUGGAUCUCAAGGGUCGCAAGAUCGUCAUGGGAGAAGAGCCCGGCACUUGGGCGCGCGUCUGCCGCUGGGACGACGGUGGUGACAUUGAAACCCACAAGGGACACCACGGCCCCAUUUGGUCCAUCGCAUUCUCCCCCGACGGCAAGCUCUACGCGACCGGCUCCGAAGAUGGCACAAUCAAAAUGUGGAAGAACUGCGACGGCUUCUACGGCCUCUGGCGUGGCGGCGCCCCCAAUGCGGAACGCAACGCGGAAUAGAGAAGCGCGUCGUCCAGCAUGGCGUCACGCUGCGAAGGAAGCGACGCUUACACACCCACGAGCAGCCGAGUCUCGUCAGGCUCGCACUACGACGGGACCUCGCACAUCAGCAACAACUCCAUCACCGAAACCCCGGCAAUCGCUCAUCAAUUGAUGGAUCGCUUCUUUGCCACGGCAACGGGCAAGCUUGGUGCGGGGAAUGAUGCGCCCGUCCAAAGCGACCACCGUCAGCGCA